Molecule: messenger RNA, 2644 nt
Organism: Anthonomus grandis grandis
Lineage: Eukaryota; Metazoa; Arthropoda; Insecta; Coleoptera; Curculionidae
Gene: Sec23
Product: protein transport protein Sec23A
Exons: 12
Coding region: 150-2504 (784 amino acids)
Biological process (GO): COPII-coated vesicle budding; intracellular protein transport; endoplasmic reticulum to Golgi vesicle-mediated transport
Cellular component (GO): endoplasmic reticulum exit site; COPII vesicle coat
Molecular function (GO): zinc ion binding; GTPase activator activity
Source: RefSeq, a predicted model, not a curated record
AUCAGCAACGUCAGGUGACGCUUAUUGUCAAUGUUGACGUACUGACGUGGAGUUUGUGAGAUGUGGAUGUUUUAAAAAGUUUGUGUUUAGUUUUUCGCCUUAAACUAUUAAUUUCUACUAGAAAAAUUCUUCUUUAGCCAUCGUAAAAGAUGGCUACCUACAGCUAUGAAGAAUAUAUUCAGCAAAACGAAGACCGCGAUGGAAUCCGGGUAACGUGGAAUGUAUGGCCUUCCAGCCGAAUUGAAGCCACCCGUCUAGUAGUACCUUUGGCUACUCUGUAUCAACCUAUCAAAGAACGUCCUGACCUACCUCCAAUUCAGUAUGAUCCUGUUUUGUGUACCAGGAAUAAUUGUAGGGCUAUUUUGAACCCCUUGUGUCAAGUUGACUAUAGGGCCAAAUUGUGGGUGUGCAAUUUCUGUUUUCAACGCAAUCCAUUUCCUCCCCAAUAUGCUGCCAUAUCCGAACAACAUCAACCCGCAGAGCUCAUGCCAAUGUUUUCUACCAUAGAAUACACCAUCACGAGAGCACAAACUAUGCCUCCAAUUUUUUUGUAUGUGGUCGACACUUGUAUGGACGAGGAGGAACUUGGAGCCCUGAAAGAUUCCUUACAGAUGUCCCUCAGUUUACUACCCCCAAACUCCCUAAUUGGCUUAAUCACUUUUGGGAAAAUGGUGCAGGUGCACGAAUUAAGUACCGACGGGAUGAGUAAAUCUUACGUAUUUAGGGGUACGAAGGACCUUACCGCCAAGCAGAUUCAAGAUAUGUUGGGAAUUGGAAGGGUCGCGCCUAAUCCUCAGCAAAAUCCUAAUAUGAGGCCUGGGCAGCCAGGGGCUCCUAUGCAAGCUCCAGUGCCUCCUGCUAGUAGGUUUAUUCAACCGGUGGCAAACUGCGAAAUGAACCUGACUGACCUAAUCGGAGAACUCCAGCGGGACCCCUGGCCAGUUCCCCAGGGAAAACGUUACUUACGGUCUACUGGGGUGGCUCUGUCAAUAGCAAUCGGCUUGUUGGAGUGCAGUUAUGCCAACACGGGGGCGCGAGUCAUGUUGUUUAUCGGGGGAGCAUGCUCUCAAGGUCCCGGACAAGUUUUAAAUGAUGAUCUUAAGCAACCAAUUAGGUCCCAUCACGAUAUUCAAAAAGACAACGCGAAAUAUAUGAAAAAGGCGAUCAAACACUACGACCAUUUGGCGAUGAGGGCGGCUACGAACGGGCAUUGCGUCGAUAUUUAUUCGUGCGCCCUCGAUCAAACCGGACUGAUGGAAAUGAAGCAGUUGUGCAACUCGACCGGCGGGCACAUGGUCAUGGGAGACUCUUUCAAUUCGUCGUUGUUCAAACAAACUUUCCAAAGGGUGUUCGCGAAGGACCAGAAUGGACAUUUGAAGAUGGCUUUCAACGGUACUUUGGAGGUGAAGUGCUCUAGGGAAUUAAAAGUUCAAGGCGGUAUUGGCUCAUGCGUGUCGCUAAAUGUAAAAAGUCCUUUGGUAGCGGACACGGAAAUAGGCAUGGGAAACACCGUGCAAUGGAAGAUGUGCACCUUCAACCCUAGCACGACGAUGGCGCUGUUUUUCGAGGUGGUCAAUCAGCAUUCGGCCCCCAUUCCUCAAGGUGGUAGAGGAUGUAUACAGUUUAUUACACAAUAUCAGCACUCGAGUGGCCAAAGGAGGAUAAGGGUGACGACGAUAGCGAGAAAUUGGGCGGACGCAUCGGCGAAUAUUCACCACAUCAGCGCGGGUUUCGAUCAGGAAUGUGCCGCGGUGAUUAUGGCCCGGAUGGCUGUUUAUAGAGCGGAGACCGAUGAGAGUCCCGAUGUUUUAAGAUGGGUCGAUCGGAUGCUGAUUCGUUUGUGUCAAAAGUUUGGAGAAUAUAACAAAGAUGACCAGGCAUCCUUCAGAUUAGGAGAAAAUUUUAGCUUAUACCCGCAAUUCAUGUACCACUUAAGGCGAUCCCAGUUUUUGCAAGUGUUCAACAAUUCACCUGACGAAACGUCGUUUUACAGGCAUAUGCUUAUGAGGGAAGAUCUGACACAGUCCCUGAUAAUGAUUCAGCCGAUCUUGUACAGUUACAGUUUUAAUGGUCCUCCGGAGCCCGUUUUGUUGGACACCAGCUCAAUACAACCGGACAGAAUUCUGCUUAUGGACACGUUUUUCCAGAUAUUGAUUUUCCAUGGAGAGACAAUUGCACAGUGGCGUAGCUUGAAAUACCAAGACAUGCCCGAAUACGAGAAUUUUCGUCAAUUGUUGCAAGCGCCGGUAGAUGACGCGCAAGAGAUUUUACAAACCCGUUUCCCGAUGCCCCGGUAUAUCGAUACGGAACAGGGCGGGUCUCAGGCGAGAUUUUUACUGUCCAAAGUGAAUCCCAGCCAGACGCAUAAUAACAUGUACUCAUACGGAGGCGCGAUUAUGACCGGUCAAGCAGGGGACACUGGCGCUCCCGUAUUAACGGACGACGUUUCCCUGCAAGUCUUCAUGGACCACCUGAAGAAAUUAGCAGUUUCCUCAACAGCAUAAGUCAUCAGAUAAAAUAUCUUUUAUUUAAUUAUUUUAUUUAUACAAGAAAGAAGCGUAACGUUAUUCUAUUGUAAAGUCACCUUUUUAAGUUCAAGAUUGUAUUAUUUUUUUGUUGUUAAAAUAAAACACUGAACAUAAAA